AUGGCACCUGAGAUCAACAUCAAGUCAAGCUACGGAGGAAAGAAGAGAGCUUACGUGACGUUCCUCGCCGGGAACGGAGACUACGUGAAAGGAGUGGUGGGUCUGGCUAAAGGGCUAAGAAAAGCUAAUAGCAAGUACCCAUUAGUGGUUGCUGUGUUACCGGAUGUACCGGAGGAUCACCGGAGACAGCUGUUGGAGCAAGGCUGCAUCGUGGAGGAGAUCCAGCCGGUUUGCCCGCCGGAGAACCAAACUCAGUUCGCCAUGGCUUACUACGUCCUCAACUACUCCAAACUCCGUAUUUGGAAGGAUUUCUUGAACAUGUACUUCAAAGAUAUAUACAAGCCGAUUCCACCAGUAUAUAAUCUUGUCUUGGCCAUGCUCUGGAGGCAUCCAGAGAACAUAGAGCUUAACGAAGCCAAUGUUGUCCAUUACUGUGCGGCUGGUUCUAAGCCUUGGAGGUUCACAGGCCAAGAAGAGAAUAUGGAGAGAGAAGACAUCAAGAUGCUUGUAGGGAAGUGGUGGGACAUUUACAACGACGAGUCUCUUGAUUACAAGAACGUUACGGUGCAUUGCGGACAAGAAGAAGAAGAAGAGGUUCACAGGAAACAGCAAACCACCCUUCCACAGUUAUUUACAGAUUUGUCUGAAGCUGGUGUACUUCAGUACGCCAAAGCUCCAUCCGCAGCCUAG
Thlaspi arvense is the source of this 690-nucleotide messenger RNA. Lineage: Eukaryota; Viridiplantae; Streptophyta; Magnoliopsida; Brassicales; Brassicaceae. The record is from the annotation of a GenBank genome assembly.